Molecule: messenger RNA, 2588 nt
Organism: Pan troglodytes (chimpanzee)
Lineage: Eukaryota; Metazoa; Chordata; Mammalia; Primates; Hominidae
Gene: HSD3B7
Product: hydroxy-delta-5-steroid dehydrogenase, 3 beta- and steroid delta-isomerase 7
Exons: 7
Coding region: 212-1624 (470 amino acids)
Biological process (GO): steroid biosynthetic process
Molecular function (GO): oxidoreductase activity, acting on the CH-OH group of donors, NAD or NADP as acceptor
Source: RefSeq, a predicted model, not a curated record
AGGCAAGAGCCCAGACCUGCAGAGACAGUCCGAGACUGUCUCGGACCCCCUGACAGGCUGCAGCAGCCGCACCCGCACCAGGAAUACCCCACCAGUGCCCGCCAGGGUGGUGCCAAGGUCAGGCUUCCCCUUCCUACAAUCACAGCUGCGGCUGGACCUCCGGCCUCCUGGGAAGCCCAGCAGGAGGGAAGGCCUGAGGUCACACUGUGGGAUGAGGUCACCGCUGGCUCCACCCACAGCCCCAGACCCCUUCAGCCCACUCUGCAAGUUCGAGCUUCAUCCCCACCAAGUUCUCCGCUGGACCCAGAUGCCAGUGGAGCACAGAGCGGCCGCCAGGGGGUGCCUUGGGGCAAGAGUGGUGGGGGUUGUGGCUGGGCGGGUCUCUGUUCCUGGAAUGGGGCAGGAGGGAGAAGGAGGAGCCAGCGGAAGGACGGUGUGCGGGCCGGCCAGCCCUGGACGAAAGAAGAGGGCCCCUCCGGGCCAGUCUGGGCACCCUGGGAUAGCGGCCGCAGGCAUGGCCGACUCUGCACAGGCCCAGAAGCUGGUGUACCUGGUCACAGGGGGCUGUGGCUUCCUGGGAGAGCACGUGGUGCGAAUGCUGCUGCAGCGGGAGCCCCGGCUCGGGGAGCUGCGGGUCUUUGACCGACACCUGGGUCCCUGGCUGGAGGAGCUGAAGACAGGGCCUGUGAGGGUGACUGCCAUCCAGGGGGACGUGACCCAGGCCCAUGAGGUGGCAGCAGCUGUGGCCGGAGCCCAUGUGGUCAUCCACACGGCUGGGCUGGUAGACGUGUUUGGCAGGGCCAGUCCCGAGACCAUCCAUGAGGUCAACGUGCAGGGUACCCGGAACGUGAUCGAGGCUUGUGUGCAGACCGGAACACGGUUCCUGGUCUACACCAGCAGCAUGGAAGUUGUGGGGCCUAACACCAAAGGUCACCCCUUCUACAGGGGCAACGAAGACACCCCAUACGAAGCAGUGCACAGGCACCCCUAUCCUUGCAGCAAGGCCCUGGCCGAGUGGCUGGUCCUGGAGGCCAAUGGGAGGAAGGUCCGUGGGGGGCUGCCCCUGGUGACGUGUGCCCUUCGUCCCACGGGCAUCUACGGUGAAGGCCACCAGAUCAUGAGGGACUUCUACCGCCAGGGCCUGCGCCUGGGAGGUUGGCUCUUCCGGGCCAUCCCGGCCUCUGUGGAGCAUGGCCGGGUCUAUGUGGGCAAUGUUGCCUGGAUGCACGUGCUGGCAGCCCGGGAGCUGGAGCAGCGGGCAGCCCUGAUGGGCGGCCAGGUAUACUUCUGCUACGAUGGAUCACCCUACAAGAGCUACGAGGAUUUCAACAUGGAGUUCCUGGGCCCCUGCGGACUGCGGCUGGUGGGUGCCCGCCCAUUGCUGCCCUACUGGCUGCUGGUGUUCCUGGCUGCCCUCAAUGCCCUGCUGCAGUGGCUGCUGCGGCCACUGGUGCUCUACGCACCCCUGCUGAACCCCUACACACUGGCCGUGGCCAACACCACCUUCACCGUCAGCACCGACAAGGCUCAGCGCCAUUUCGGCUAUGAGCCCCUGUUCUCGUGGGAGGAUAGCCGGACCCGCACCAUUCUCUGGGUACAGGCCGCUACGGGUUCAGCCCAGUGACGGUGGGGCUGGGGCCUGGAGGCCCAGAUACAGCACAUCCACCCAGGUCCCGAGCCCUCACACCCUGGACGGGAAGGGACAGCUGCAUUCCAGAGCAGGAGGCAGGGCUCUGGGGCCAGAAUGGCUGUCCUUGUCGUAGAGCCCUCCACGUUUUCUUUUUCUUUUUUGAGACAGGGUCUUGCUCUGUCACCCAGACUGGAGUGCAGUGGUGUGAUCAUAGCUCACUGCACCCUCAACCUCCUGGGUUCAAGCAAUCCUCCUGCCUCAGCCUCCUGAACAGCUGGGACCACAGGUGCACGCCACCACACCUGGCUUUUUUUUGUUGUUUUUAGAGACAGGGUCUCACUAUAUUGCUCAGGCUGGUCUUGAACUCCUGGGCUUAAGUGAUCUUCCCACGUGGGCCUCCCAAAAUGCUGGAACUACAAGUGUGAGCCACCGCGCCUGGCCCAAGCCCUCCACAUUUUCAAUCCAGGAGCCUUGAGUCUGUGUUGUGUCCUGACACCUCCAAGUUCUAGGGCCGUCAGGACACAGGGGAGGGUUUGGGGACAGUGUCCUUCCUCUGUCCUCUCACCCCAGUCCUGAUGGCCGCUUGGUGAGUGUCUGGUGCCCUGGUGGCCUGCCCCGGCUCUCUUCUGGCUUUCUGAGCAGGAAGCGAGCAGAGGCUCCACAGGCUUACGCUGCUCUCCUGACAUCCACACGCGACCCUCGGUGCAGAGUGCAGAGGCGGCUCUGGUUCCUCCAGCCACCUCAGUCCCUCUUUGGGAGGUGAUGUUCCCAUUGUUUCUCAAAGGCCUCACCUUCAACUGUCUGUCUUAGAAUUCCCCUCUGGAGGGCUAUGGCCUCCCUACGCUUUCACUUCCCACCACUCUACCUAAGUUCCUUCCCGGCACAUCGCCAGCCCUGGGCCUGGGGAUGUCCCCAAUGCUGUACCUGGCUGACCCUGGAUUAAAAGCCUCAUCCACGA